This is a messenger RNA of Cololabis saira (Pacific saury), 1020 nucleotides long. RefSeq names its product nuclear apoptosis-inducing factor 1-like. The transcript is spliced from 3 exons. The record is from RefSeq and is a predicted model, not a curated record. Lineage: Eukaryota; Metazoa; Chordata; Actinopteri; Beloniformes; Belonidae. Gene Ontology annotation, cellular component: nucleus. Bases 64 to 1020 code for a protein of 318 amino acids.
UCUCGAAGCGGCUGCUGCGUAACAAACGCAGCAGCAACAUUAACGUUAACCCCUCGCGUUGCCAUGGCGACGGCCGCCAAGAAGCGCAAGAUGAACUUCUCGGAGCGCGAGGUCGAGAUUCUCGUGGACGAGAUCGAGCGGCACAAGCACGCGCUGCUCGCGCACUACAACGCGGGCGUCACGCAUGCGCGCAAGCGCGGCGCGUGGGCCGCCAUCUUGGCGCGCGUGAACGCGGUCACCACGUGCCCGCGCGCGCUGCCCGAGCUGAAGAAGAAGUGGUCGGACAUGAAGACGGAAGUGCGCAGGCGCGUCGGCGCGGCCCGCGCCGCGGCGGCGCAUGCGCACGCCGUCCCCGUGGUGCUCAGCGCUCCGCAGCAGCGGAUCUGCAACCUGCUCGGGGAGGGGCAGGUGCUGGGGGCGGGGCCUGAUGAGGAGGGGGCGGGGCCUGGGGACGAGGGGGCGGGACCUGAGGAUGAGGGGGCGGGGCCUGAUGAGGAGGAGGAGCUGGACGACGCUCUCCCGGCCGGUCCGGAUAACGUCUGUGUUCCGGAUAACGUCUGUGUGGAAGCUAAAUCUCUCCACGCAGAGACCUCCUUCCAGGGCCUGGAGGACGGCGGCGUGGUGGAGUUCUGCACCACCACCACCUCGUCCACCCCCGACCCGCCUCCCCCUCCGCCGCCGCCACGGCCGCAGGAACUGCGCAGCCGCAUCGCCCUGAACUCGGCGCGCCUGCUGCAGGAGCAGCGGCUCACCAACGCGCACCUGCGGCAGCUGGCGCUGCACCUGGAGGCCGGAAACCGGCAGCUGCUGGCCGGCCGGCGGGCCCAGGAGAGCCAGGCCCGGGCCCAGGAGCGGCAGGCCCGGGCCCUGGAGGGGGCGCAGGCCGCGCUGCUGGCGCUGGUGGCCGCGCUACGGCCCGCGCUGAGGGAGCUACGGGGCUUCCUGGCGGCGGGGGCGGGUCCCGGGGCCCGAGACGCCGCGGGGGCAGAGCCUGGAGCCGGCCGGCCCGAGACGCCCUAG